Helianthus annuus (common sunflower) is the source of this 1128-nucleotide messenger RNA. RefSeq names its product PHD finger protein ALFIN-LIKE 2. The record is from RefSeq and is a predicted model, not a curated record. Gene Ontology annotation, biological process: regulation of DNA-templated transcription. Gene Ontology annotation, cellular component: nucleus. Bases 203 to 934 code for a protein of 243 amino acids. The transcript is spliced from 5 exons. NCBI's taxonomy places the organism in Eukaryota, Viridiplantae, Streptophyta, Magnoliopsida, Asterales, Asteraceae. Gene Ontology annotation, molecular function: transcription cis-regulatory region binding; transcription coregulator activity; histone binding.
AGGUCAAAACUUGUUUCGGAUAGCCAGUCCUCCCUCUCUCUCUCUCUUCUCUCUUCUCUCCCUCUCUCUCUCUCUCUCUCUCUCUAACAAACGCUUUAUACUGAAACCUUCAAAUUCAUCCAUGAAAAUGAACAUCUGAUUCGUUCUCCUAACUCGAUCCGUCGCUACUUUCUCAGAUCUGAAACCUUUUGAUUCACUGUUUAUGGAAAUGGCUGCAAUUUCUUCCAGUCCUCGCACCGUUGAAGAGAUCUUCAAGGAUUACAGCGCUCGUCGUGCCGGAAUCGUUCGAGCUCUCACUUACGAUGUUGAUGAAUUUUACGCCACUUGUGAUCCAGAGAAGGAGAACUUGUGUUUGUACGGACAUCCAAACGAAACAUGGGAAGUAACACUUCCAGCAGAGGAAGUUCCUCCAGAACUCCCGGAACCGGCUUUGGGUAUUAACUUUGCUCGAGACGGGAUGCACAAAAGAGAUUGGCUGUCAUUGGUUGCCGUGCAUACAGACUCUUGGCUGUUAGCGGUUGCUUUCUACUUCGGUGCUCGUUUGAAUAGGAAUGAGAGGAAACGUUUGUUCGCCCUGAUAAACGAGAUACCCACCGUGUUUGAAGUCGUGACGGAGAGGAAGCAUGUGAAGGACAAGCCGAAUGUGGAUAACGGCAACAAGUCUAGAUCCAGCACAAAGAGGACGAAUGACGGGCAAUCAAAAAGCACACCAAGAGUCUAUGAUGAGGGUUAUGCAGAAGAGGAAGAAGACGAGCACGGGGAAACCCUUUGUGGGACGUGUGGAGGGAAUUACAGCGGUGAUGAGUUUUGGAUCGGGUGUGACAUCUGCGAGAGGUGGUAUCACGGUAAGUGUGUGAAAAUAACACCCGCGAAAGCUGAAAGUAUCAAGCAGUACAAAUGCCCUUCUUGCAGCACGAAGAAAAUCCGCCCGUAAACCCGAAAUUCUAACAAACAUGUUGAAUAUCAUCUAUCUAUCUAUCUAUAUUUGCUUUGCUAGUAGGAUGUUUAUCUUUUCUACAACAUAUAAAUAGGUUACUUACUAUAUGUGGUUAUUUGACUUGUUUCUUUUAGGACAUGGUUUAUUUUGCAGUUAGUCCCAAUUUUUAGCAGUUGAAAUUUACAACCCUA